Messenger RNA from Malaclemys terrapin pileata, 3023 nucleotides. RefSeq names its product N-methylpurine DNA glycosylase (gene MPG). The transcript is spliced from 5 exons. The record is from RefSeq and is a predicted model, not a curated record. Gene Ontology annotation, molecular function: DNA binding; alkylbase DNA N-glycosylase activity. Bases 16 to 975 code for a protein of 319 amino acids. Gene Ontology annotation, biological process: base-excision repair. Lineage: Eukaryota; Metazoa; Chordata; Testudines; Emydidae.
GCUCGGGCCGGGGAAAUGGGAGGGCGGGAAGUCGCUCCGGGGCGGGACUCCGCAGCCGGGACCCGCGGUCCUUCCGGUGAGGCGGGGCUCCCUCGGCUCUCCCCGAGCUCGGCCUCGCCCCUGCUUACAGCGCCGGCUGGAGGCGGCCGGGCCCAGUUUUCCACAAUGAUGCCAAGAAAAAGAAAGCGGUUAACUCCAUUAAAUGCUGUCCAAAGUAAACCCAGCUUCUCUCCAGCUGACACCUCUGGGAGCCUGACAGUUGUUCUUGAUGGGAAUUCCUCUCCAGUAAGCAGCAAAUACUUCAGUGAAGAGAAGAGGACAUCUUCCCGGCUAGGGACAGACUUUUUCAACCAAUCCUGCAUCAGCCUGGCUAAAUCAUUUCUUGGACAGAUUUUAGUUCAUAAACUUCCCGAUGGCAGAGAACUCCGGGGAAAGAUUGUGGAAACGGAAGCAUAUCUGGGUGGGGAAGAUGCAGCUUCCCAUUCAAAGGGAGGGAAACAAACUGCAAGAAAUACAGCAAUGUUCAUGAAACCGGGAACCUUGUACGUGUACCAGAUCUAUGGGAUUUAUUUCUGCAUGAAUGUUUCCAGCCAGGGGGAAGGGGCUGCAGUACUGCUCCGGUCCUUGGAACCUCUGCAGGGCCUGGACAUCAUGAGGCAGCUGCGAAGUACUCAGAGGAAAGGAUCAGCCAAACCACUGAAGGACUGGCAGCUGUGCAAUGGGCCCUCCAAGCUAUGUCAAGCACUCGCUAUAAACAAGAGCUUUGACCAAAAGGACCUGGCUCGUGACACAGCAAUCUGGAUGGAGCCUGGCUCAGAAGCACCGGGAGAGCAGGCUGUGGUGACUGCAGCCAGAAUUGGUGUCAGCUACGGUGGAGAGUGGGCACAGAAACCACUGAGGUUUUAUAUACGAGGGAACAAAUGCGUGAGUGUUGUGGACAAGAAGGUGGAGAGAGAGCAAGGUGCUGCAGACUAGAGGUGCCCAGUGCUGAAUGCUGCAAUCUCACCAGUCACAUAAAGAGGAACUAGCAUCGCCCUUGUCCCUGAGAUGAAGCCUGUGUCUGAGGAGGCACAAUUAAACUGGCUUCUAUUCCAGCUUAUCACAUUGCAAACUCAUCUCUACUUUGAUGUUCAUCUUCAUCCCUUAAGCAGGCAUGCUUACAUAAAACAUAAUUAAAAACAAGUUUCCUUAUAUCCGCUAAACAGAGAUUGCCAAAAAGAAAAUGUCAUCAAUCUGAUUUACCUUCCCACUAUUUAUGCUCUGCAAUCACUUUUUGCAUUCUUUCUUGUCGGGCAAUGAAACUAGAUUAGUUAAUUUCACUUUCAAUUUCACCCUGAGGUGCUGGCCAGUACUUGAGUGUUUGGGGUGCUAGCACAGCAGUUGAAAAUUUGUUAAAAAAUAUUGUUCCCUUGACAUUUUUUAAAAAACAUGGUAACAUGUUUAUUGGUCCUGGGGUUUUUUAAGGCUCAAUUUAAACAAGUCCUAACUGUAGAGCCAACUUGCUCAGAUAGUGUGGCAUAAGCUUCAUCCAGUAUCACUACUCCAAUAUUUCUCCCUCCCUCUGCCUGCAUGAGCUUCCAAUUAUUUCCCCCUACAACUGCUAGCUACAUUCUUCCAAGCUGAACCACACUAUGUCUAAUCAUGGCAGAGCUCUUUGUAUUAUCUUUCUGCACUGCAGUUUGGAAGCACUCCUAACUGGCAUCAAAGUAGUAAAAAAAAUAGACAACUUAUUAAAUGAUCUAUUUUACUACCUCCCCAUCUCCUGCCAGUGCAAUACUGCUUACUGCAGUGGGCAGUAUUCCCAUCAGUAUAUAUAAAAUAGCUUCUUGGGCACAAGUGAUUACGACGGGAUUGUCAAUGAUGCAGCCAAAGCAGGAAUGUUCAAUACACACAUUCAUUCUGCAUUUGGAAAGAAUCAUGGAAAGGCAGGGUUGGAAGGGAGCUCAAGAGGCCAUCUUGUCCAUUUCUCUUUCCCCCCACAUUGAGGCUGGAUUAAGCAAACCUAGACCAUCCCUGACAGAUAUCUGUCUAACCAAUUCUUUAAAAACCUCCAAUGUUGGGGUUUCCACAACCUCUCUAGGUAGCUUGUUCCAGUGCUCAACUCCUUAGAGUUAGAAAGUUUUUCCUAAUAACCAACCUAAAUCUCCCUUGCUGCAAACUAAGUUGAUUAUUUCUUGUCCAACCCUCAGUGGACAUGGAGAACAAUUGAUCACCGUCCUCUUUAACAACCUUCUACAUAUUUGAAGACUUAUGUCCCCCCUCAGCCUUCUCUUCUCUAGACUGAAACCAUCCCUCAUAUUUUCUAAACUACUUAUUUUUGUUGCUCUCCCCUGGACUCGAGUUUGUUCACAUAUUUCUGAAAGUGUGGCACCCAAAACUGGACCCAGUACUCCAGCUAGGGCCUCACCAGUACAGAAGAGACUAAAACAAUGAUCUCCCGUGUCUUACGUAUGACACUCCUGUGAAUACAUCCCAGAAUGACAUUUGCCUCUUUUGCAAUUGGAUGAUGUUUUCAUAUCAGAUAAUGAUGAAAUACUUUCCAUUCCAAUAGUAGUUAUGGAGGAUGUUAACCAGUAUCAACUAAAGUUAAAUAUUUUUAUAAAUCAGCAAGUCCAAAUAAGUCACAUCAAAAAGAGUUUUAAAAGAAUUAGCCAAAGAGCUUUCUGGACAGUUGAUGGUAAUACUUAAUACAUUUCGGAAUAAUGAGGAAGUUCCAGAGGACUAUAGAGAAGCUGAUGUUAUUAUGGUAUUGAAAAACAAAAACAGGAUAACUCAGGUCAUUUAUAGGCUUGUUAGCCUGAUGUUAUUCUUGGGGAAAGAAAGAAAAAUAAAAAAUAGCUAAUAUGGAGCAUAAUUAAUACCAAUCAACAUGGUUUUAUGGAAAAAAAUGUCAAACCUAAUGUUGUUUGAUGAAAUUACAAGGUUGGUUGAUAAAGGUAAUUACUGACAUAAUAUAUUUGGAGUUCUGUAAGGAGUCUGAAUACUUCACAAUAUUUUUAUUAAAACAUUAAUAUGAUAUUAAA